This is a messenger RNA of Oikopleura dioica, 657 nucleotides long. Lineage: Eukaryota; Metazoa; Chordata; Appendicularia; Copelata; Oikopleuridae. The record is from the annotation of a GenBank genome assembly.
AUGGAAGUCGACAGCGGAGCCGAGUCCUCCUGUCUGUCCGCUGCUUACGUUCCCGACGAAUUUCUCCAGAUGCUGAAGCCCUGUCCCUUCAAGGUCACCGGUUUCAGCCCAAAUAUUCCCGCCGAGCAGCCGAUGGGUAUCCUUCCCUGCCGCUUAUCAUUCAAUGGUGGCCCUGCAUUCUCCCUGAAUCUCACCAUUAUGCCAGGCAGUAAAUACCCAAGUCUACUGGGCCGCGAUAUACUAGAGAAUGCGAUGACGGACAGCUUCACAGUCGACAAUAAGAAUCGUACUCUCUCAUUUUGCUACAACGAAGCCUUCACACAAACUGAGACUCAAGUGGUGAAGCUGGACGGAGUGAAGCGGACCAAAAUCAAGAAAUACUUGACUACUAGAUCAGCGGUCAAGGAUAGCGAUCGAUCCCGCACUCAACCGCCACCAAAAGUCCCAAAGCUGGACGCACCUAACAAGAACGCAGCCAGGUGCCCCAUUCAGCUAGCGAAGCAAAAACUCGGAAUUACCCUACCAGCAAACGCCGACCCGGGGCAAAAGAAGGUGGUCGCCGAGCUGUGUUUGGAUUUCGACGACAGAUUCGGCUGCGACGGUCAAAAAAUGGGUGAAUUCCCAUUCGAGAUCGAAAUCCCGACUGAUGGUCACUGA